Drosophila albomicans is the source of this 585-nucleotide messenger RNA. RefSeq names its product mitochondrial pyruvate carrier 2. Lineage: Eukaryota; Metazoa; Arthropoda; Insecta; Diptera; Drosophilidae. Gene Ontology annotation, biological process: pyruvate import into mitochondria. Gene Ontology annotation, cellular component: mitochondrial inner membrane. The transcript is spliced from 3 exons. The coding region runs from base 102 to 530 and encodes 142 amino acids. Gene Ontology annotation, molecular function: pyruvate transmembrane transporter activity. The record is from RefSeq and is a predicted model, not a curated record.
UUAAAUACAUUUCGGUGUAGUGUUUGGUAUACAAUUUCGGCAAAAUAUUGUUUUUGAAAUUAUUGUUUUUAUUUUAUUUUAUUUUUUAAUCCAUCUUAACAAUGUCGAAGGGGCGAGGACCUUUGUCUGCAUUGUAUAACACGGUCAUCAAUUCGGUUGACAAGGUGGUGCCUCAAGUAGCGCGACCUUUUUGGGAGGCUCCGGCAGGUCCGAAAACUGUAUUCUUUUGGGCGCCACUCGGCAAGUGGACACUUGUUUUGGCCGGGUUGAGUGAUCUGUUGAAUCGGCCACCGCAAGUGGUAUCUGUGAAUCAAUCGGGUAUUCUGGCAACAACGGGCUUAAUUUGGUCGCGUUAUUCCUUUGUCAUAAUACCCAAGAACUACAGUUUGCUUGCAGUCAAUUUGGUUGUAUUUGCAACUCAAGGCUGGUUGGUUGUCAAGGCGCUGCGUUGGCGCCGUGAAAACGAAAAGAAGAACGCCGAGUUCAGACAUCCUUAUUAUCCUCGUACCCGGUCAGACGAUGACUGGUAAAUGCUAAAUCGAAUGUUAAAAUAAAAUUUUAAAAUAAAAGACGAAUGCCCCUAAA